Hippocampus comes (tiger tail seahorse) is the source of this 1847-nucleotide messenger RNA. RefSeq names its product transmembrane protein 79a (gene tmem79a). The coding region runs from base 259 to 1461 and encodes 400 amino acids. NCBI's taxonomy places the organism in Eukaryota, Metazoa, Chordata, Actinopteri, Syngnathiformes, Syngnathidae. Gene Ontology annotation, cellular component: trans-Golgi network membrane; lysosomal membrane. Gene Ontology annotation, biological process: regulated exocytosis. The transcript is spliced from 5 exons. The record is from RefSeq and is a predicted model, not a curated record.
UGACGUAUAUCUGCGUGUGUGCACCUGCCACACCUGUCCUGCUAACUUCUUCACGCUUCCGCUAGUGACGACCGAUAAAAACACAAAAAAGUUGGCACUUCUUCGACCCGUAUUGGACUCACUUCGGCGUGUGUGAACUUAAGUAGGGAAAAUUAAAUACUAUUGAGUAUGUGAAGGCCGCAUUUUUGACGGCCUUAAAGCUCCAUAUUCCAAGACAAUUUUGCAUCUUUACUCUAACUCCUCGAAGAGGACUAAAACAUGUCUUGCCAAGUGCCUGGUGAGGAGGAGCUGGUCGUUCUCUUGCCGUUCGGCCCGAUUGCACAAGGUCAGCUGACGGGAAGUAACAAGACUGCAGAAGAGGAAUUAAAGGAGCAAAAACCUGAAGAAGUAGUAAAGAUGGAGGAAGAGGUUCCAGGAGCCGGUGACGUCACCCUCCCUUGGCCUGGAGACAGGGACAAGAGGAGUGAGGACACGGACGGCGUGUCGUUGGGGGUUUGCGUGUCUGACAAGGACGAUGAUGGGCUGAGCAAAGCCAAGUGGCGCGAGAGCAUGCCCGAGGGUGACAAGUGGAGGGACGACCUGCCGGCGGUGCAGAGGGACAGCAAAGGAGAUGGCUCGCUGGCAGACGACGAAGAAGAAAAUGAGGAAGAAGAGGUGUCCCAUUGGGUCUCUGAGAAAGGUGCCAUGGGUUUUACUCCUCAAGUCAAAGUAAUUCGCCGGCAGUCCAGCGAGGUUGUGCCCCAAGAGAGCAGACUGGACAUGGGCAUGGACGACCGCCACGAACACGACAAGGAUGUGAGGAAGUCGCAAACGCCUUUAGAUGACUGCAAUGAAUUGCAGCAGAAUGACUAUUUGUGCGGCGAUAUGUGCAGCGAGAAGCUGAAGCUGGCCUUGUGGACGGCGUUGGCGGCGCUGGUGUUCCCCUUCCUGGUGUGGGGGGGAUACGCACUCCUGCCCUUUGACUCCCCGCUGAUGGGCAGUGCCCCCCACAGGGUGGUCUACACACUACGCUGUGCCGUCUUUGCCUCUGUGCCCGUGCUGCUGGGCGUGGUGGUGCAGGGUGUGGCCAGGGUUCGCUAUGGCGAGAUGAAACCGAGCUUCCAGAGCAAAAUGCCUAACAGGAAGGUGUCACUGCACAGACAUUACGUUAGCCAAUCAGUGGGCCUCUUCCUCUUCUACUUCCUGCAGCUGAGCGUCUUGGCGUCCUACGUCAGCCACGACCUCAUCAAAAUAGUGCCACUGCUCACGAUCAUCUUUGUCUUUGGAAGGUUGAUCUACUGGCUCUGCUUGUCGCUGGGCAGCAGCAUCCGAGGCUUGGGCUUCGGUCUGUCCUUUUUCCCCAUGUUGGUCAUGCUGGCCGCCAACCUCUACUUCGUGUCCUCUUCAACGGGACCGGAGGCCGUCUUCGAUGUGGAGCCGCCCACCACGGCCCCUCCGCCUCAGCAGCGCUGGUGGGGCUGACCGGCACAGCGGGCGUUGGGACACUAACAAACCAAUCUUUGACCGACGCCUUAAUUUCCCCCAACUGGCCUCCAAGUAGAAUGAACUUUCCAUUCAUCUUCAAUGACAACUUCUCCUCCUGCCUAAGCCUUUCAUUCAAAACUCAAAAUUCUCAAAAUGAUUUCCUGCAAAAUCUGACUAGUUUGAAAAAAAAGUGUGCAACUCAAAAGCAACUGUAAAUAAGUCUUUUUAUAUGAGGUUAAAAUAUUUCAGAUUUUUGAAUGUUCUGCCGAUCACUUAUUUAGAAGUAGCCGAUUUGUGUUGAAUGUUGGAACGAAUUGAAUUUAUUCCAGGCCGAUCGUGUGCGGGGACCAGAACGUGUUCAAUAAAACUUGGCGAAAAGGCGA